GUGAAAGUGAAAGAGGAGAAGGAUGCUUCGUCGAUGGCUCCGGGGAGCCCGCCGACGCCGCCGCACACCCCCCAGAGUCCACCGCGGCACAAUCCGCCUCCCGGAAACCUGUCGCAGUCCUGUCAAACGUCCAACGCCAAUUCUCCGAGUCUUCAGCAACAGCAGCAGCAGCAAGAAUCCAAUCAGCAUCACCAACAACAGCAGCCACAGCAGUCAAAUGCUCAGGCGAUCCCAAACUCGCCCCUGAGCCAGAUUUUGGUCCAGAAUCCGGCACUGGCGCAAUUGCUGCAACAGAACCCAGCAAUCCUCUCGCAGAACCCCCAGUUGGCGCAGUUGCUGCAACAGAAUCUACAGGUCCAAAUGGGCAGCGUUCUUUUCCAGAACGUGAGGCGGGAGGAGCCCGAGGAGUCGAGGGUACCGCCGACAAUAGCGAGCCUGGCGGCGAUGAAGGUGGAGGCAGCUGACCCGAAGGUUUCCGCGUUGCUGAGACAGAGUAUGUCUCCGGUCGCGGACACGUUAAUCGGCGGCUCCAAGAGCUCGGUCUCGCAGCCGAUAAUCGAUUACUCUCGUUACGUGAGGCGUUACGCGUCCGGUCAAGAGUGCGGUAGCUCGUACUGUAAGGAGCUCGGUUGCCGCGAGCAUUUCCACUGUCUGGACUGCAGCGGUAGGGUGUUUGUCAAAAAGGAGGAGAUGAUCAGGCAUUUCAAGUGGCACAAAAAGAGGGACGAAUCUUUGCAGCACGGUUUCAUGAGGUACUCGCCGACGGACGAUUGCUCAGAGAGGCACCCGGGUCGCGUGUGCCCGCAUAACCGGAAGCAGACGCAUUAUCACUGCAUCCACGAGAACUGCGACAAGGUUUACAUAUCGACCUCGGACGUGCAGAUGCACGCGAACUAUCAUAGAAAGGACUCGGCGAUCAUACAAGAGGGUUUUCAGAGGUUUCGCGCCACCGAGAGUUGCGCCACCGAACAUUGCCCGUUCGCCGGCCAGCGGACCACGCACUUCCAUUGCCGGCGAGCCGGCUGUCGGUUCACGUUCAAAAACAAGGCUGACAUGGACAAACACAAAUCGUACCACAUAAAGGACGAGCAGCUGUCCCGGGAUGGUUUCAAAAAAUUCAUGAAGUCCGAAGCCUGCCCGUUCGAGCAGUGCCGGUUCUCCCGCGUCUGUAACCACAUACACUGUAUACGGCCGCACUGUAGCUACGUGCUCCACUCGAUCGGUCAACUGUUCUCCCACAAACGGAAGCACGAGCGUCACGAGACCGAGCUGGCCUACCGGAAGUACAAACAGAUCAGUGCCGUCGGUGGCGUACGACCGCCGGGCUCAUGGCCGCCGGACGACCUUAGCUCUCAAAGCCUAUCCUUGAGUCUGAACGGCGAGAGUUCAAACGAGGGCAGAGGCUCGCCCUCUUAUUACUCUCUAGACGAUUCGUUCCAAAGUGCAAGCGAUUUGGCGAUGGAUCUCACCGCGCCGGCUACCACCGUCACUGCCAGCGGAAGUUCCACGAUCACCGCCGACCAGCAGCAACAGAAUCAGCAAAGUCAACAGCUGACCGCGACGGAGUUGGCGUAUCUGUUACCGGCGAACGCAGACUGCCCCUGUCACGCCGGAAGGGAGCAUCACCAUUGCGGCUUGGACCGCUGCGGUGCGGCGUUAAAAGAUCCUCGCGAGGUCCGGGAACAUUUAAGAGAGCAUGAGACUCAGGAACGUAUUACAGACGCGUUCUUUGAGGAAGGUGGAUGCGACGACAGCUGCCCGUACGCUGAUAAAGAAAAACACUAUCACUGCAACUGGGAGAACUGCCGAGAAGUGAUUCUGUCUACUGACAAACCCUUCCGACGUCUUCAACACUAUAAGAUCCACGAGUACAGUCGCCAGUUGAAUUUAUCAUGCUCCUCUCACGCUCUAUCGUCUGACGUGACGUUGACCCACUUGACCAAUAUCGACGCGAUGUUCAGGCGGAAACGUGGCCGGCCGCCUAAAAACCGAGUGAUCGAGAUUUGGUCCGGAGGUGACCCAACGACGCACACCCAUGAUUCUCCUCAAGCGAUCUUCACCAGUUUCAAACUACCCAAGCCUCAGACUCCCAGCUUGAUGAAUCCAAACCCGGUGACGGAGGAGAGGGAAGGCAGCGUCUCGCCGUCGAAUAGUUUAGGCGAGCCCGAAGGGUUCACGACUUACAAUCCUGACGGCUGCCCAGACUUGGCCUGCGUUUUGAGGUCCACCAGACAUCACCACUGUUCUCAGCCGAGGUGUCACUUUUCCACGGACAGGCCGGACCAACUGUUGAUGCACAGCAAAGAUUUUCACGAUAACGUCGACAUACCACCGGGUUUUGCGUUUUUCGACAAGAUGGUCGACUGCCGGCUGCCCGGUUGCCACAGCAAUCGCGUGAAUCGGCAUUUCCAUUGCACCAGACCAAACUGCGGCUACUCGUUCGUGAGGUACUCAACGAUGGCCAUGCACGAGAAGCAGCACAGCGGCCACUGCGACGACAGGCCGUCCUCCGAGUACUCGACGAACGCUCAGGAAUGUCAGACCCAGCCGCUGAUGGUGCAGGAAACAAAACCGAGGAUCCAAGUGAAGAAUCCUGCGGAGUUAAUUGAGAAGCCGGAGGAGAGUCUUGUAGCUGAUUUGGAGAACAGAUCCAUGAAGGAGGAGAAGGAGCCGGAGAUACCCAGCCCCGAUGCCAACAAGACGACCGUGGUGAGGGCGGCAGGCACCUAUUAUCCGGUCAGCGGACCGCCGAGUGAACCCGCACUUCCGGGCGUCGUGCUAUCCAUGCGAACUUCCGUGCACCAAGAAUCUCCGGUCCUCCCGUCGACCAGUUCAGCCUCGCCGCAUACCCUCUACGGACCAGAGCAAAACUGCGGCCGACCUUUUUGCAAAUUAAAACGGAAGAACCAUUAUCACUGCAACGCGUGCAACCAGGCGUUCUCGGAUCUGGAUCGGCUGGUCGCUCACAUACCGAAGCACUCGACGGGCGUCAUCCUCAGCCAGCAGCAACACGACUUGACGAGUCAACCGACGAAUCAAUUGCAGCACGACUACUUGACGCAGUUGUCGCAGAAGCACGACUUCAUGGCGCAGAACAUUCAGAACUUCCAGACUCAGAUGCAGCGGCAGAUGCAACAGACGCUGGGUCAGAUGAGCCAGCAGCAGGUGCAGCCGAAGGAGGUGAAGCUGGAGCCGACGAGAUGCGGGUACGACGUCGGCGUCCAGAACGUUCCGAACGUAAAACGAGAGCCCACCGAAAUCGUCAAAGACGAGGGGAACAGUUCGGUUAUGGAUACUAGCGAGAACGGGCAAUUGUCGCAACCCGGCAUACCUCCCAACGUUCAACAGUCACCGGUUCCAACUAGUUUCGAAUUGGACCUUAGCCACGGAUUUCACUUCCCGAGUCCGGCAGUGAUGGCUGCGAUGAAUCACCAUAUAGCGUUGAUGAAUCAGGCUCUGCCACCGUUUCUGCAACACGGGGGCAUGUACUCUGGUGCACCGGGAUUGAUGUUCGCGCCCGGCCUGCCACCUACGAAUUUUCUACCUCCUGCCAAGGACGAAAAUCCUUUGGCAUCGCUCGCAGCGAAUAUGAACCUGAAAAAGUCGCUAUCGCCGCCUGACAGCAAUUCACCCGAGGCGAAGAAGCAAAGGCUUCAUCACUCCAUGAGAAUGCUUAAAGACGAGCCGGUUCCCGAAGGAUACGUCAGGUUUAGAUUCAAUGAGGACUGCAGGUACAGUCACUGCAGUUACCGAGAGCACCAAACGCACUUCCAUUGCAUGCGCCAGGACUGCGGCUACUCGUUCUGCGAUAAGACGCGUUUCGUCCAGCACACGGCACGCCACGAGCGUCUGGACACGUUGAUGGGCGGCGAUUUCCAGCAAUACCGGGCGAACGUGCCCUGCGGUCGAGCGCAGUGCGCGUAUACCUCGUCGUUAGGCUCGAUGCAGAACAAGGCGUCGCACUUCCACUGUCUUAAGUGCGACUUCGUCUGCACGGACACGAACAAGGUCGUGGCACACAGGCGGCAGCAUGCGAAGCUGGACAGCAUCGCCGCCGCUGGCUUCCAGAAGUUCACUCCCAGUCAGCCGUGCGGCGCGGUGCAAUGCCAGCACUCCGGGAAGCAGACCCACUAUCACUGUCUUCAGUGUCAGUACGCCGUCCUCGGACUGGCGCAGAUGUCCGCUCACAAGUACCGGCACAUGGACACAUAACGAAGCUCUCGUUGGAUCGACGAAGAGGCAGACAUUCCUCGAGCGAAGAUGGUUGCGUGUCUCUCCCCGACCCCACCCCACCCCCCGAGAUCGAUUAUUAUUAACCCGGCCCGGGCGACGGGGAGGAAUCAGCGGGGCGCGCUGGAUCUUUUGAAUCGGUUUUCGAUCCGAUCGGAAACAAGAAAAAGACACGAGGAGAAUCGAGAAAUAAAAAAGACGAGACAUUCCCGGCAGAAUUUUGCUCGCGAUUGUCCACGACGAUAACACCGAUUGGAUGAUUAGGAGCAGACCCCGACCGCGGCCUAGUCAUUAAUCUUCGAGUUUCGAAUCCGGCCCGCCGACGCCGGUCGAUUCGUUUAUCGAAUUCGUAACGUGUUUCGUGUCUUCUCGUUCGGACGCAUCGAAUAAUGUCGGACCGUCGCGUCCGCCCGAUGACUUCGUACUUACGAGGCAAGCAAGAGGUAUCUACGAUCGAUGUCGGUCGAUCUUCCAAUUCGUCGGACGGCGAGAUCCUCGGACAUUUCUUUCUUCCUUUUGUCAAACCGCGAAGUGGCGCGGUUCAGGGAAGAAGGUAUAGCCUGAUUCGCUGAACACGAAACAAGUAGACAAUAAAAAAAACACGGACGGCGAGGGAGCGAUGAUAGCUUUAGAUUUAAAAAAAUAGGCGAGGAGAAAAGACAAAGUAUAAUAUUUAAUAGCGAAAAGACCUUGUACAUUUCGUUUUUCUUGUUCUUUCCCCUUUUUCUUUGUUCUUUCUUUUUUUUAGUAGCACCCGUGUACCCUCCGCGUGCUGCGAGUAGUAUGAGUCAAUAAUUUAGACGACUUGGCUCCUAUAUCUAGAAUUAUAGUUUAGUUUUAAUGUGUGUAUGCAAAGAACUGAGUAGAGAAUCAAACUAUCAUGGAAUUUACUAUCCAUUUGGAGAAAUACUGUUCGAUAUUGCCCAAAACUUAUUUUUUUUGUACAUCCAUCGUUGAAGACCAUUAUUCAAAGUUUUAAAUUUAAUUCUCUUAAACUUUUAGUCAAAAAUCGUUGGUCCUUUUAAUUUUAUAUCUAUUUGACGAAGAUCUUUUAUUUAAUUUUUUAAAUGUAUUAAUUCCAAAUUUUUGGUCGAGGCAAAACAAAGGCGAGUUGAAAAGACAAAAAGCAUUAUGUCUAGUCCAUUGCACCAUCGAUGAAAAAUGUAUGACCAUUGCUGACCAAUCUAAAAAUAAUUCAGCGCAGGAAAUUUACUCAUCAUCAAUAGUGCAAUGAUUUAUCCUACGAUCAUCCACAGUUUUCCUUCUUCCUGUUUUUCUAUAAACACCAAGUGGUAACGAAUCGUACUAAAGAUUACAAGUACCGCAACCAGGAGGGUACCGCGUUUUAUUAUUAAUCGUAUUACGAACAGUAUUGAUUAAAUAAAAAUGAAAAACACACAAAAAUACUACGAAACUGAGAGUUAACAAAAAGACUGCCAGCCAAGACGAGACACAACGACUCGUUUGUUGAAGAGGCAACCGUUUGAUUGCUGGAUAGUGAAACCAGUCAACGUUUUCAUUGAAUAUAUAAAAAACAAACUGAUGUGUGCGAGUAAUAAUGAGAUUCAAGUGGGAAAAGUGUAUAAGGAAGCUGUAUACUCUAAAAUGCAAUCGAAAGCUCGGAAAUGGAGGCGGCCAGGUGUGUGUAUUUUGUAAUAAACGUGCGUUCAGAGAGGAUAACAGAUCUCGCGUUGUUCACAAGGGAUGUUAAAAAAUGUCGACCUUGCUUUCACUUUUGUAAAGUCUUUUACGUUUCUCCAGAUACUUUUAUAUAUUAUUACUGAAUGAAUUUUUUAUUACACAUUUUUCAAUCUUACAUUUGAUCAAUUAAAUUAAAAGCUCAAUUUUCUCUUCGAAAUCAAGAGAGUAGGCGACCAUCCCUUUGCAAGAAGAGACGAUCGACGAGUAGCACGACGAACCUAAGAAAAAAAAGACACUGAGAAAACUGUAUUUUUCGAUGCGAGGAGUACGAUUAGACCGCGUAGCUUUUAGAGGAACAAAACGAGGAGACGUGCGUGUGUUGUGGAUGCGCUGGGUGCCUUUAGUGUUUUCUUCCCCGGGACUUUUGUAGGACCGUGCCUUAGGAAAACGAUGAAACCGAUUUUUUAAAAGGAGAAAAAACAAAGACAGAUGCCAGAUAACAUACGAUAAUAAACGGUGACGCAGUCGUAGAAAGUUAGUGCCUUAACGGAUCGCGUUCCAGGUAUACGAAACAACGAAGAUUCAGUCGCUAAUGAUAAUGACUAACUAAUUUUAUCUCCUUUGUCGACAAUAUCCAAAAAAUAGUUACUACGAAUUUCAACUUGGAAAUAUUCAAGAGGCUUGCGACUGAUAUUGCGAUUCACUUCAACUCUUUUUAGACAAUUUUUUUAGCGCUUUAACGAGUCGAGCACCGUAGCUCGUUCACUGUUAAGAGACCCGUUUUUUAUUUAUUCCUUCUUAAAGCAAGACUGCACUUGGUCAAUUCGUUUCAUCCGAGGCUACGAAUUAAAGAACAAGUUUCAAGGACCUAUCAUUUUAUUUAAGAAUAUUUUCCUGUAUAAUUAUUCGGCUUAUCCAAAGUUCAACAAGAUCGAUCGAUCAUUAUUUGCUACAAAUUCGUAUAUAAUUGUGAAUAAUAGAAUCAGAUAAGAAAACGGGUCUCCCCACCGAUCCAAGACGAGCCACCCCGAAAUCGAGUCCUAAACCUUUCGCCUAUUAGUCUGUAGAAUAUCAUUCCACUAGCAAGGUUACGCGUGUCAACGAAGUCGAUUAGUCACAUAUCGAUCCUCCCUAAUCCUCUCGGGUGUCUCCCACAGUAAUUCAACCAAAUCGCGAAACCGUUCAAAACCAUUUGCAAAAAUGGAGUUCCACAAAGCUAGAAGUCCGGCUGUUGAAUAUUCCUACUGACUCCAUAGACGUUUACUCCUUUAGAAAAGGACCUCCAACGUCUGGCGGGUCGAACAUUGAUUGUACGGGAUUCUAGCUUGUAGGAGAACCUCGAGAGCCGAGCCCUUAUAAAAACGAGUGCCAUAAACGAUGAUGAAGUGUCACUCAACUGUGUAUAGCGUUGAGAUAACAAGAGGAACGUUGUAAAAUAUUUAUUGUAAAGCUUGCGAUUGAUGGUGAACGGAGGGAACCUGAAAGUGGUGAAUACCGCGAGGGGAUCGAGCGUUCAAGCGGGCGCUAACACCCCAACCUCGAUGGCUCAUCGCCUAAGGAGGGAGUUGGAAUGUAGACGAGAACAGAACGAGAGACCGUUUUCGGAACAGAGACGAUGAACUGAGGUUGCCUUAUAUAACUAUCGAGCCUAUAUUAUAUAUAAAUAUAUAAAUAGAUAUAUAUUAUCGUGAAGAUCGUCGUGGACGGUUUUUGAGGAAUAUUAACUACGAAAUGAACAUCGUGUGCUUGAGCGAGUGGAUGCGAUUGGAUGUGAGGUGAAAGAGAGCAUGGAGAAAGAUAACGUAUACCAGUAGAAAGCGUACUAUUAUUUGAGAGACGUAGAGAGAAUAAGAGAGAGAGAGAAAUUUAUCGUACGGUCAUAGUAUUAAAAUAUCUGCUGUAUGGAUGUAAGAGAAGAAAGCUAUUAUAUAAUUUUA
Messenger RNA from Ceratina calcarata, 7808 nucleotides. Its product is annotated as zinc finger protein castor homolog 1. Gene Ontology annotation, biological process: positive regulation of transcription by RNA polymerase II; regulation of neuron differentiation. Lineage: Eukaryota; Metazoa; Arthropoda; Insecta; Hymenoptera; Apidae. Gene Ontology annotation, cellular component: nucleus. The record is from RefSeq and is a predicted model, not a curated record. The transcript is spliced from 7 exons. Gene Ontology annotation, molecular function: RNA polymerase II transcription regulatory region sequence-specific DNA binding; DNA-binding transcription factor activity, RNA polymerase II-specific. The coding region runs from base 34 to 4212 and encodes 1392 amino acids.